Aspergillus neoniger CBS 115656 is the source of this 1290-nucleotide messenger RNA. RefSeq lists its product as uncharacterized. The transcript is spliced from 6 exons. The record is from RefSeq and is a predicted model, not a curated record. NCBI's taxonomy places the organism in Eukaryota, Fungi, Ascomycota, Eurotiomycetes, Eurotiales, Aspergillaceae. Bases 107 to 1177 code for a protein of 356 amino acids.
CACCCCAGACAAAUACUUUAGAAAUGAUGGCUCUCCCCGCUUCUGCUCUCUCUUCUCUAUCCAUCCCGAUGACCACCUCUGCUUUGGUGCAUGAGAGCCGGUUAGGAUGGGUGGGUCUAUCGAGCAACAGGGCGAUGUGCCAACAUCGUCCAUGACCAUCGCGGUGCGGAUCAUUGUGUUAGUGCUGGCGGUUCCGACAACCUUGGUGUGCAUGCUUCGACUGUAUAUGCGCAAGUUCGUCCUGAACAAUUUCGGGCUUGAUGACUGGUUGGUGCUGGUUGCUCUUAUCGGAGUGGAUCUGUUCUCUGCCCUGGCGUAUAUCAUAACGUACUAUGGAUUGGGUCGGCCUUUGAAAUAUGUUCCUGAAGACCAUCUGGUUGUCUUCCUCACGCUCGAAUAUGCCUCACAAUGCGCCUACCUAGUCAUCGCAGCAACUGUGAAAACGAGCCUGCUCAUAUUUAUAAUGCGUCUGUUUCCGACUCGCUUCGUCCACAUUGCCGGGAAAGCCCUUCUUGGUAUCAUCGCGGCCUUCACCCUUUCGGGGACCCUCGCGCUGGUCUUUCAAUGUCGCCCUGUCCAAGCGGCCUACGACAAGACUAUCACCAAUUCGAGCUGCUAUCCCACUGAGACCUCGUACGCAAUUCUUAUGAUGCAAGGUGUCAUCAUGUUCGUGCUAGAUGUAUCGAUCCUAGUACUUCCGAUACGGCCUAUCUGGCAGUUGCAGAUGCCGAUAAGGAGACGAAUACUUGUGCUGGGGCUACUCUGCAUUGGUUUUACCGCAUGUGUUGCUGCCCUCGUGCGUUUCUCGACUCUAAAGUUUGCCAAUGAUACGACCAAUUUCACCUACUCAGCCUCCACGUCCCUCAUUUGGAUGGAGAUUGAAUUCAACCUCGGCCUAAUGUCAGGGUCUCUUCCUUCUCUGCGAAAACUUUUCAAGCUUGGCUCUCAAUUUCCCACGAGCCGGUCAACGAAGACACAGCAAAGUUAUGCAUCGAACUUCGAGUUGCACCGCCACAGUUGGACUAUAGGUGGAAUCACAAAGAAGACAGAGAUUCAGAGAGACUAUGAGAGAAGUGAGAGCCAGGAGUUCAUUGCCCCAAUAUAUGGGCAGGGAGAACUGACCACGACUUCCAAAGCGUAUGCAGAUGGGGAGACAAGCUCUGCCAGUAAUGUAUGAUGCCCGGGUCGUGAUGAUUAAUUUAUGGUAUCUGUGUCUCGAUGACGCGAAUAGAGCCAUCCAAAUGCAGAGAAGACCCAAGCGGGUUCGCGCAUUCAAUUUGUAAAGGUCCC